Molecule: messenger RNA, 675 nt
Organism: Suillus subalutaceus
Lineage: Eukaryota; Fungi; Basidiomycota; Agaricomycetes; Boletales; Suillaceae
Exons: 11
Coding region: 1-675 (224 amino acids)
Source: RefSeq, a predicted model, not a curated record
AUGAUCAUCAAGCUCAGCCCAAUGGCGACACUCAUUCAUAAAAGAGACAAGAAGGAUAUUAACGAACAUGUGGUCACCAGUACAUUUGCAGUUGGCAAGUGUUCGAAGUGGACAUUCCUACUUCGAUUGCGCUGGACAAAGGUCAAAGGCCUUUAUAUCAUUGCACCAUAUGUCCCAUUUGUCCUUAUCAUCUGGCCUUGGCCCCAAAUGAGAACCCCAAGAUGGUCUCCUGAUCAGAUUCACCCAGGCUUUUAUAUUCUCAGAAACCCGUGCUCUCCGCCUUUUUUUCAGGCCACUAUCGUAUUAUGCAUCGGCCUUUUGCUUGCCGCUGGUGCUACCUCUGAAGUCGUGACUGGGAUCCCAGAGACCCUAGGCUGCUCCCGGAGUUCAUACGGUAUCCGACUCUUCUUGCCUAGUGUUCUCAUGUUUGUGUUUCAACUGGGACUAGUCUACCUCACGAUCAUCCUUAUUCUUGCAAUCCUUGCCACGCGCAUGCACCUCUGCCUCUGGCAUAUGGAGUGGCACGUGGACGGCUCUGAGGCCCUCGUGCAUUUCUGUGUCCGACAUGCCACAUGUAGGCUGUACGGUGUGACCCGUGGCUUAUUCGGCGUCGUUUGUGGAGUGGAACUUGAUCUACGAGAUGACCAGUCAGGAAAUCGGGACGUGCUCGUAUAA